GUUUUUUGACCAAAACCUUUUUGUUUGUUUGUUUGUCUUUCUCUCUGCUGCCUUCCUUGAAUGUGGUUGAACACAUCCGUACGAUACUUGAAUCUCACUCUUUCUCCGAAUCGUUUCACUGAGAUUUCGAUCCCGAGGAAGAACAGUCUGCGAAUCCUCAGAGUUAUUUUGAUAAAUUAGGGUUGAUUUUUCAAGUGUGGGGUGAUUAUGAUGAAAGCUUCGAUUGGGAGGUUAAGGAAACUAACGUCGCAUAAGGUCGAUGCAAAGGAGAAAGGCGAGCUCGUCGCUACGGCACUUGUUGACGAACUCGCUCGAGCUGGCAAGGAUAUGCAUGACAUGAGAGACUGCUACGAUAGACUACUCGCUGCUGCUGCUGUUACGGCAAACAGUGCUUAUGAGUUCUCUGAGUCAUUGGGAGAGAUGGGUAAUUGUUUGGAGCAAAUUGCGCCUCAUAACGACGAAGAAAGCAGUAGAAUCUUGUUUAUGUUGGGUAAAGUUCAGUUUGAUCUCCAGAAACUUCUUGACACAUAUCGUAGUCAUAUAUUCAAGACGAUUACGUCCCCAUCAGAAUCACUUCUCAAUGACCUCAGAACUGUUGAGGAUAUGAAGCAACAAUGUAACGAGAAGAGAAAUGUGUUUGAGAUGGCGCUUGUGAAAGAUAAAGGAAGGCCUAAAAGCAGUAAAGGAGAAAGACAUAUUCCUCCAGAGUCUCGACCUGCUUACAAUGAGUUUCAUGAAGAAGCAACGAUGUGCAUUUUUCGAUUGAAAUCUCUCAAGGAAGGACAAGCUCGUAGUCUCCUCACGCAAGCAGUCCGUCAUCACACUGCUCAGAUGCGUCUGUUUUACACUGGAAUGAAAUCGCUGGAUGCAGUAGAGCGUCACGUAAGAGUUUCUGCAGAGAAACAACACAUUGACUGUGAUCUCUCUGUUCAUGAGAACGAAGUGGAAGGUAGUAAUGAGGAUGAUGAUGAUGAUGAUGGCCAAUACAGUCACAGAGAAGGAGAACUCAGUUUUGCGUACAAAGAAAAUGAGCGGAGGGUAGAAGCUGCUUCUAUAUCUCCAACAUGGGGUUCAGUGAAGAUGGACGAUACAGACGACUCGUGUCCUCGUCCUUCUGUAACAAGAACAUCAACGGUAAAUGCUGAUCAUAGAGAAGAGUACCCUCACAGGAUGACCAGCUAUUCAGCUCCGUUGUUCCCGGAAAAGAAAACAAAGACGAAUCCAUCUUCCAAUGCUUACGUGUUACCAACCCCAAGCGAUUCACGGUACUCAAACCCGGCUUUAAACCCGAGGCCAGCGAACCACAGCGUCGGAAACAUAUGGCAUUCAUCUCCGUUAGAACCGAUUAAAAGCGGGAAAGACGCUGAAAACAACAGCAUCUACGUCCGCCUCCCUCGCCCUUCUACAACAGACAAGCAUCCUCAUCAACAGCAAGCAGCUGUAAGAUAUGCAUUUUCCGGACCAAUCAAACCCUCAUCAUCAAAACCUGUCACCACCACAACCACAGACACGUUUCGUCCUCUGCCGACUCCUCCUGUACACCAGUCUCAUUCUCCGAGAGCCUCCCCUACAGCUUCACCUCCUCCUGCGUCUUCUUCUUCCCCGAGGUAUAACGAGCUUCACGAGCUUCCGAGACCACCGGGCCACUUUCCACCACCGCCAAGACGAGCCAAAUCCCCUGUUCUGGUUGGUCACUCGGCGCCUCUAACCGGAUGGAACCAAGAAAGAAAAAACACCGUUACUCUCGCUCCUCUGUCCACCACCAACAUUGUGGCAUCGCCACUGCCUGUUCCUCCACUGGUCGUUCCUCGGAGCUACUCUAUACCUUCAAAUAACCAUAGAGCCGUAGCUCAACGAGCGGUCGGAAGGAACGAAGACGGAGUAGCAUCCCCACCGUUAACACCAAUGACCCUGUCUCGGCCGCUUGAGUCCACGGGAGUUGCUCAGACCAGUCCAAUCAGAGGAGUAGGAGAGCUGAUAGAACGAUGAAGCUACGGCGUCGCAUUUGACCAAAACGAGAAUCAGGAGAAUCAGCAUAAGUGAAUAUACUACUAGUCAGUAUAUAUGUAUAAUUCUUUAGUUGGUUAAUUUCGUUUUCUCUAAUUUUUUUUGCCCUCACUUUUCCAUUGUAAAUCUGAAGCCUCUGUUCAUUUUUCAUCCCUUUAAUAUUUCUCUCUUUUUAUAUUACUGCGGUUUAUGUCCGAGAGUUUUUAAUAUAAUAAAAAAGAAACACAAGCGUA
Molecule: messenger RNA, 2240 nt
Organism: Brassica oleracea var. oleracea
Lineage: Eukaryota; Viridiplantae; Streptophyta; Magnoliopsida; Brassicales; Brassicaceae
Exons: 11
Coding region: 208-1989 (593 amino acids)
Source: RefSeq, a predicted model, not a curated record